AUGGGUGUUGGAGUAAAAAAAUUCACGGUUCCGGUUACCGCAACCGUUACACUACGGCCUUUACACCCCGCAACCGCAACCGCGUUACCGCCACCGUUACGGCGACCGCAACCGCUUUUCAGAACCUUGGAUAUACCUGAUGAUGAUUUUGAUGAGAACAAGCCAUUGUGGAAGUAUAUAACUAAAUUAGCAAAACCAAGGGAAGGAGGAGGAAAUUGCCAAUUACAAUGUAUAUUGGAAAAUAUAGACAAAACUCUCAAGUUCAUCCCAGGAUUGUCGGCGGUCUCUGUGGAUGACUUACCAGAUGGAAUCAUCCUCGGAAACCUAGAAUCACCAAUUGCUCAAAUGCUUCAUAACAUGGGACUAAAGCUGCCAAAGGCUGCAGCAGUGGUGCUGAACUCCUUCGAAGAGCUAGAGCCCGCCACCGCGAAAGAUCUGAAGUCAAAGUUGCAAAAAGUGCUCCAAGUGGGCCCCUCAAUCCUAUCAUCACCAGCCCCAUCAGACUCCGAUGAGACUGGCUGCCUGUUGUGGUUAGACAACCAAAAACCUGCUUCUGUCGCAUAUAUUAGCUUUGGCACCAUAACCACCCCACCGCCUAACGAGGUUCUAGCAUUGGCAGAAACAUUAGUUUCUAGUGAAGUUCCGUUCCUUUGGUCACUCAGGGACCACUCGAGACACCUAUUUCCAAAAGGGUUUGUCGAAAACACGGUGGCAUUUGGGAAAGUGGUUUCCUGGGCUCCACAAUUACAAGUUUUGGCACAUCCAUCGGUUGGUGUGUUUGUGACACAUUGUGGGUGGAACUCUAUCUUGGAGAGUAUCACUGGGGGCGUGCCAAUGAUUUGUAGGCCGUUCUUUGGAGAUCAAACAUUGAAUAGUCGUAUGGUACAGGAUACGUGGCGAAUUGGGGUUAGGGUUGAGGGUGGAGUGUUUACAAAAAGUGGAACGACGAGUUCUUUGGAACUUGUUUUGUCCCAAGAGGAAGGGAAGAAAAUGAGGGAGAACAUCAAAGUACUCAAACAAAAUGCCAUAGAGGCUGUUGGAGCAAAUGGAAGCUCAAGUGAAAAUUUUAAAGACUUGUUGGAGGUAAUCAAAGCUUGUAAGCACCCUUAAUUUUACUCUUUUUAAGAGUCUUGUUCUUUUAUUGCCUCAAAUAAGCAAAACAAUGGUGGUUGCGAUGUUUAUUUAGUUUUCAUUGUGUUUUUUUUCCUAUCCCUCUUGGAUGUGAGAGGUUUCUUUUUGGUUUUUUGGUUUUUUGGGUGCUUAUCCUCUUGGGUUCUAGGGAGUUUUUUUUUUGUCUUUUUGGCAAGGCUGUGUGGCUCCCAUACAAGAGGUGUUGUUCUUAUAUGUAUUUUUAUUUUUAAAUGCUUUGCAUACACAAAAGUAAAUAUAAAUAAAUGAAGAACAAGAUUUUUUUUU
Molecule: messenger RNA, 1416 nt
Organism: Camellia sinensis
Lineage: Eukaryota; Viridiplantae; Streptophyta; Magnoliopsida; Ericales; Theaceae
Source: RefSeq, a predicted model, not a curated record